AUGGAUGGUCUCUUGGACAAUUUGACAGCUCCAAUUAACUUAAAAGCAAAAGCUGUUGUUGCAGCUCACGAUAAAGAUAUCAAUUCUGUAGCUGUUGCUCCAAAUGAUAGUUUAGUAUGUAGUGGUUCUCAGGACUGCACUGCUUGUGUUUGGAGACUUCCAGAUCUAGUAUCAGUAGUUGUAUUUAAAGGGCAUAAAAGAGGAAUCUGGUCUGUGGAGUUUUCGCCUGUUGAUCAAUGUGUAGUAACAGCAUCCGGGGACAAAACAAUAAGGAUAUGGGCUAUAUCUGAUGGCUCGUGUUUGAAGACAUUUGAAGGACACACCUCAAGUGUGUUAAGAGCACUGUUUGUUACUCGUGGAACACAGAUUGUUUCUUGUGGCGCUGAUGGUUUAGUAAAACUUUGGACUGUAAAAUCAAAUGAAUGUGUUGCCACGUAUGACCAUCACGAAGACAAGGUUUGGGCCUUGGCUGUAGGCAGUAAAACAGAGCUGCUUGCAACUGGUGGUAGCGAUGCUGUUGUCAAUCUGUGGCUCGAUUCCACUGCAGCUGAUAAAGAAGAAGGUCGGUUGAUGGAGGCAGCUGAGUCAUAUCAAAAGAUGAUACGGAUGGGAUGCCAAUUGCAAGAUUUCAUCAGAAACCAGUAA
Messenger RNA from Lathyrus sativus (Indian pea), 645 nucleotides. Lineage: Eukaryota; Viridiplantae; Streptophyta; Magnoliopsida; Fabales; Fabaceae. The record is from the annotation of a GenBank genome assembly.